Messenger RNA from Acanthosepion pharaonis, 1338 nucleotides. The record is from the annotation of a GenBank genome assembly. NCBI's taxonomy places the organism in Eukaryota, Metazoa, Mollusca, Cephalopoda, Sepiida, Sepiidae.
AUGAUUUCUUUCUCUUCUAAUAUAUACAUCGCGUUUUUUUUCGAUUCGGAAAUAUCAACAGAAAUUUUAAAUUCUUUUCCUUUUUAUAAAAAAUCUUCCGCCUUUAUUUUUUUCUUUGUCUCUUUUCCUCCUUUCUGUCUUUCUUUCUUUUUCUUUGUCACCCUUCCUCCUUUUUUUUCUUUUUUUUCUUUUUCUUUUGUCAAAAAAUUUAAGGAAAUUUUUUUUGUCUCUUUUCCUCCUUCCUUUCUUUUUCUUUGUCACCCUGCCUCCUUUCUUUUCUUUUAUAACACCCUUCCUCUUUUUUUUUUUUUUUCUUUCUUUUUCUUUUAUAACACUUCCUCCUUUCUUUUCUUUCUUUUUUUGUCAAAAGGUUCCUCCUUUUCUUUUUUCUUUUUUUUUUUUUUUUUCACCCUUUUAUUUUUUCUUUCUUUCUUUUUUUUUUUCUUUUUCCUCCUUUUCUUUUCUUUUUUUUUUCUUUUGUCACCCUUCCUCCUUUCUUUCUUUCUUUCUUUUUCUUUGUCACCCUUCCUCCUUUCUUUUUUUUUUUUUUCUUUGUCACCCUUCCUCCUUUAUUUCUUUUAUUUUAAAUUUCUUUUUUUUUUUUUUUUUUUUUUUUCUUUGUCACCCUUCCUCCUUUCUUUCUUUCUUUCUUUUUCUUUGUCACCCUUCCUCCUUUCUUUCUUUCUUUUUCUUUGUCACCCUUCCUCCUUUCUUUUUCUUUUUCUUUUUUUUUUGUCACCUUUUCCUUUUCUUUUUCUUUCUUUUUUUUUUUUUUGUCACCCUUUCUCCUUUCUUUUCUUCUUUUUUUUCUUUUUUUUUCAAAUUCCUCCUUUUUUUCUUUCUUCUUUUUUUUUGUCACCCUUCCUUUUUUUUUUUUUUUUCUUUUCUCUCUUUAACCUUCCCACUUUAAUGCUUCCCACCUUUCUUUCUUUAUCUUUUUCUGUCUACCUCCAUUUUUUAUUUUUUAUUUUUGUUUUUCUUCCUUCUUUCUUUAUAUUUCUUUGUUUCUCUUUCUCCUUUCAUUUUCAUUUUCUCUCUCUUCCUUUUUUCUUUCUUUAUCUUUGUCACCCUUCUUCCUUUCUUUCUUUUUCUUUUUAUUUGUCUCUCUUCUUUCUUUCUUUCUUUUUCUUUGUCACCCUUCCUCCUUUCUUUCUUUCUUUUUCUUUUUUAUUUGUCACCCUUCCUCCUUUCUUUUUCUUUUUCUCUCUUCCACCUUUCUUUCUUUUUCUUUGUCUAUCUUCUUUCUUUCUUUCUUCUUUUUUUUCUUCUUUUUCUCUCUUACUACUUUCUUUGUUCUCUCUUCCUAAUUUCUUUCGGCUUAUGGUCAGAUCCCGUUGA